AUGGCGUUGGAAUUAGGACAACAUGGAAUCAGAGUGAACGCAGUAGCACCAGGACUCUUUCCUUCAGAGAUCACCAAGGAACUGAUGAGCAAGAAAUGGCUCAAAAAUGUGGCUUUCAAGGCAGUGCCUUUGCGGACCUUAGGAGAAACGGAUCCGGCGUUGACGUCCAUUAUCCGUUACCUGAUCCAUGACUCGUCGGAAUAUGUCUCCGGCAACGUUUUCACUGUUGACGCCGGUAGUUCCCUUCCUGGUGUCCCGAUUUUUUCUUCCCUUUAA
Thlaspi arvense is the source of this 276-nucleotide messenger RNA. NCBI's taxonomy places the organism in Eukaryota, Viridiplantae, Streptophyta, Magnoliopsida, Brassicales, Brassicaceae. The record is from the annotation of a GenBank genome assembly.